Messenger RNA from Saccharomyces cerevisiae S288C, 1398 nucleotides. RefSeq names its product DNA-binding domain containing protein (gene ZNF1). Gene Ontology annotation, biological process: regulation of DNA-templated transcription. Bases 1 to 1398 code for a protein of 465 amino acids. Lineage: Eukaryota; Fungi; Ascomycota; Saccharomycetes; Saccharomycetales; Saccharomycetaceae. Gene Ontology annotation, cellular component: nucleus. The transcript has a single exon. Gene Ontology annotation, molecular function: zinc ion binding; DNA binding; DNA-binding transcription factor activity, RNA polymerase II-specific. The record is from RefSeq and is marked reviewed.
AUGGCCCGCAAUAGACAAGCGUGCGACUGUUGUUGCAUUCGUCGAGUAAAGUGUGAUCGUAAAAAACCAUGUAAAUGUUGUCUUCAACACAAUCUGCAAUGUACAUAUCUUCGACCUUUGAAGAAAAGAGGUCCAAAACCCGUCAAGGUGAGAAAUUUAAAGAAAGUAGAUGAUGUACAGGUAUUUAGUAAAAGUAGUAGUGGUGGCAUAAUGAAGGUUCCAAAGGCACUAAUUGAUCAGUGUCUGCGGCUCUAUAAUGAUAAGUUGUAUGUGAUCUGGCCUUUGCUGUGUUAUGAUGAUCUUUACGAACUUUUAGAGAAAAGAUAUGACGAAACCUGUGUGUAUUGGUUCCUGGUAUCUCUUUCUGCCGCCACGCUUAGCGAUUUGCAGACUGAAAUUGAGUCGGAAGGAGGGGUUACCUUUACUGGGAUACAGUUAUCCAGUUUCUGCAUGUCAUCACGCCAAGAAUUUGACGAUUUUAACGGUAGUGAUAUAUUCAAGAUUAUGACGUACUAUUGUCUAAACCGCUGCUACGCACAGAUGUCCAACUCAAGAACUUCGUAUCGGCUUUCUUGUGAAGCCGUGGGGCUCAUUAAGUUGGCGGGGUUCCAUCGCGAGGAAACUUUGAAACUUCUUCCUUUCGAUGAGCAGCAGCUUGGAAGGAAAGUUUAUUAUUUGCUUCUCUUAACGGAAAGAUACUUUUCUGUGUAUACGCAUUGCGCCACGAGCCUGGAUACCACGAUUGCUCCACCACAACCGGAGAACGUAACGGACCCCCGACUAUCUCUCGACAGCUUCUUGGAGAUGAUUAGGGUAUUUACUGUACCGGGAAAAUGCUUCUUUGAUGCUCUAGCUACCGACUCUGCUAAUGUAACCUGUACUGAAGACUCCCUUAAAAAGAUAUGGAGGGAACUUCAUACGGUGCCACUUGAGAUAGAACCAUGGUCUUACGGCUAUGUAGACAUAUCUUUUUCACGGCAUUGGAUUAGAACACUUGCUUGGAAGCUAGUGCUUCAAAUAAGCGGUAUGCGAAUCAGUUUCCUUUCAAAUAGCAAGAAUACGCAUAUUCCAGUAGAAAUUGCUAGAGACAUGUUAGAAGACACAUUUUUAAUCCCAAAAAAUCUUUAUGCAGUUCACGGUCCAGGGAUAUCAGUGAAAGCACUAGAAAUAGCCGACGCAUUGGUAGAUGUUGUGAAUCAGUACGAUCAAAAUGCAGAGUCGGAGGCUUGGAAUUUUUUGUUCGAUAUAUCCAAAUUUGUCUUCUCUCUUAAGCAUUGUGAUAGCACAUUAGUUGAUAAGUUUACGACAAAGUGUCAGUGUGCGCUUAUCACGCUUCCUCUUUCUAAUCCGCUUGAAUCGACAGAUGGUUCUAAAGAAGAUGUAGAUGCGCUUCCUUAA